AUGAAUUCUUCCAUCCCUGACUGCACAUCAAAGUGUCGAUCCCUGAAGCAUGCUUUGGAUGUCCUUUCUGUGGUAACCAAAGGGAGUGAAAACCAGAUUAAGGCCUUUCUCUCCAGUCAUUGUUACAAUGCUGCAACUAUCAAGGAUGACUUUGGCAGAAAUGCUCUCCACCUUGUUUCCUCCUGUGGGAAGAAAGGAGUAUUAGAAUGGCUUAUUGAGAAAGGAGUGGAUCCACUGGUGAAAGAUAAAGAGUCAGGAUGGACAGCAUUGCACAGAAGCAUCUUUUAUGGACACAUUGACUGUGUUUGGUCUCUGUUGAAGCAUGGUGUUAGUCUGUAUAUCCAAGAUAAAGAAGGCUUGUCAGCUUUGGACCUUGUAAUGAAGGAUAGACCAAAUCAUGUAGUAUUCAAAAAUACUGAUCCUACAGAUGUCUACACUUGGGGAGAUAAUACAAAUUUCACCCUGGGUCACGGAAGCCAGAAUAGUAAAAAUCAUCCGGAAUUGGUGGAUCUAUUCUCCAGGAGCGGGGUUUAUAUUAAACAGGUGGUACUUUGUAAAUUUCAUUCAGUGUUUCUGUCUCAGAAAGGGCAGGUUUAUACCUGUGGUCAUGGACCUGGAGGACGUUUAGGCCAUGGAGAUGAACAGACAUGCUUGGUCCCUAGGCUUGUGGAAGGGCUGAAUGGUCAUAAUUGUUCCCAAGUGGCAGCUGCUGAGGAUCAUACUAUUGUAUUAACUGAAGAUGGAUGUAUUUAUACAUUUGGUCGGAAUACUUUUCAUCAAUUAGGAAUUAUUCCUCCACCUUCCAUUUGUAAUGUACCCAGACAGAUGCAGGCAAAAUAUCUGAAAGGAAGGACAAUCAUCGGAGUAGCAGCAGGCAGGUUUCAUACAGUGCUAUGGACUAAAGAAGCUGUUUACACUAUGGGACUAAAUGGUGGACAACUGGGUUAUUUACUAGAUCCCAAUGGAGAGAAAUAUGUAACCGCUCCUCGUCAAGUCUCUGCCCUUCAUCAUAAGGACAUCAUUCUGUCUUUGGUUGCUGCAAGUGAUGGGGCCACAGUCUGUGUUACUACAAGGGGAGAUAUUUAUUUACUUACAGACUAUCAGUGCAAGAAGAUCGCUUCCAAACAGCUAAACUUGAAAAAGGUUCUUGUAUCUGGGGGCCGUCUGGAAUACAAGGUUGAUCCUGAACAUUUGAAAGAAAAUGCGAGUGAAAAAAUUUGUAUUCUUGCAAUGGAUGGAGCUGGAAGGGUGUUUUGCUGGAGAUCAGUCAGCAGUUCUCUGAAGCAGUGUCGAUGGGCUUAUCCACGCCAAGUCUUCAUUUCUGAUAUUGCUUUAAAUAAGAAUGAAAUUUUAUUUGUCACCCAGGAUGGAGAAGGAUUUAGAGGGAAAUGGUUUGAUGAAAAAAGAAAGAGCUCUGAAAAGAAAGAGAUUUUAUCAAACCUUCAUAAUUCUUCAUCAGAUGUAUCUUGUGUCUCUGAUACAAAUAGUGUAUAUGAAAGAAUUCGACUUGAGAAACUUACAUUUGCUCACAGAGCUGUUAGCGUCAGCACAGAUCCAAGUGGAUGCAACUUUGCAAUUCUGCAGUCAGAUCCUAAAACAAGCCUUUAUGAAAUUCCAACUGUGUCUUCAUCAUCUUUUCUUGAAGAGCUGGGCAAACUGUUGAGGGAAGCGGAUGAAAUGGACAGCAUCCAUGAUGUGACAUUUCAAGUUGGCAACAGAAUCUUCCCUGCUCAUAAAUAUAUUUUGGCAUUGCGUUCUGACUUUUUUCAGAAAUUGUUCCUUUCAGAUGGUACUUCUUUAGACUUUACAGAUGUUUACCGAAAAGACGAAGAUUCAGUAGGAUGCCCUCUCUUUGUGGUAGAGAAGGUCCAUCCUGACUUGUUUGAAUACCUUUUACAAUUUAUAUACACAGAUACUUGUGACUUUUUAACUCAUGGCUUCAAACCAAGAAUUAUCUUAAAUAAAAAACCAGAAGAAUAUCAGGGUACUUUGAAUCCUCAUUUGAAUAAAAUGAAUUCACAUGAAGAUAAUAAGAAAUCAGCAUUUGAAGUUUAUAAAAGUAAUCAAGCACAUACAAAUAGUGAAAAACAGAGAAGCAAACUCAAAUCUUCCAAAAAAGUAAAAAGUGUUGGGGAAGAUGAUCCUGUAAAAAUGUUGCAAAAUGUUGCAAAGAAAUUUGGUUUCAGUAAUUUGUGUAGUAGAUUAGAUGGCGUCAGAUUUGAAAAUGAAAAAAUUAAUGUUAUUGCCAAGAAAACUGGUAACAAACCAAAGCUAAAUCAGAAAAAAUGUUCAUUUGUGUAUGAUGUGACCAUGAAAUCAGUGGAUGGAAAGGAAUUUCCUUGUCAUAAAUGUGUUCUUUGUGCUAGACUUGAUUAUUUUCGUAGUAUGCUGAGUAGCUCAUGGAUCGAGGCUUCCAAUUGUGCAGCUCUAGAAAUGCCAAUACAGUCUGACAUACUGAAAGUUAUUUUGGACUACCUCUAUACUGAUGAAGCUGUGCUGAUAAAAGAAUCUCAAAAUGUGGAUUUUAUUUGUAGUAUUCUUGUGGUGGCUGAUCAGCUUCUCAUAACUCGAUUGAAAGAGAUUUGUGAAGUAGCAUUAACAGAAAAACUUACCCUCAAGAAUGCUGCUAUGCUACUAGAAUUUGCAGCAAUGUAUAAUGCUGAGCAAUUGAAACUGUCUUGUUUACAGUUUAUAGUACUGAAUAUGGCAGCUUUACUUGAAGCAAGGUCUCUUGAUGUUUUAAGUGUUGGUGUUUUGAAGGAUCUUUCUGCAUUUUACCGAAAAAUGAUUCCAGCAAUGGAUAAAAGAGUCAUUACACCAUAUCAGGAUGGACCAGAUAUUAGCUUCUUGGAACUAGAUGAUGGAGAUAUUUUUUUGAAAGAAGAAAUAAAUAUGGAACAAAAUAAUUUGGAAAGUAUGUUCAAGAAGGCCAAAACAAAAGCAAAAAAGAAGCCACGUAAACGUUCAGAUAGUUCGGGAGGUUAUAACCUUUCAGAUAUUAUUCAGAGCCUACCAUCUACAGGAUUAUUAAAGUCUGGUAAGACCAAUUCUGUGGAAUCUCUUCCAGAACUGUUGACAUCAGACUCUGAAGGAAGCUAUGCAGGAGUGGGUAGUCCUAGAGAUUUACAGUCCCCUGAUUUCACAACAGCAUUUCAUUCAGAUAAAAUUGAGGGGAAAAAGAAACCAUAUGUUAAUGAUACACCUCCUACAUAUUUCAGAGAAGAUUUAAAACCAUGGGAAAAAUCACCAAUACUUAAAAUAUCUGCUCCACAGCCCAUUCCGAGUAACAGAAUUGAUAGUUCAAGCUCUUCUAGUUGGGCUGCUGGCUCUUUCAGUCCUGUCAGCCCUCCUAUUGUGGAUCUCAGAACCAUCAUGCAAAUUGAAGAAAAUAGACAAAAAUGUGGAGCUACGCCAAAGACAAAUUUGGGCAAAGUGCUUUCUUCUGGAGUCAAACUUUCUCAGAAACAACGAAAAAUGAUUGCAAUGACUACCAAAGAAAAUAAUUCAGGAGUGAAUAGCAUGGAAACAGCUUUAACUGCUCCUUCAAAAACCUCAAAACCAGCACAUGCGUGGGGAUCUUCUCUACAUUCAUUCCGAGAUUUUAUAGAAGAAAAAAAAUCCAUAACUGGGCAUAGUGCAGGAGAUCAUGUAAAAAAAGUUUGUUUUAAAGGAAUUGAAAAUCCCCAGGCUCCAAAAGUUGCAAGAUGCUCUGCUCAUGGCACCCCAGGACCUGAAGAUGUACCCCUUCUGGAAAGUCACAAUCCCUGGUUAUCUUCUUCACUGACUGCUUCUCCUGUGGCCCCAGUCACUUUCGCAUCUAUUGUAGAAGAGGAACUGCAGCAGGAAGCAGCACUUAUCAGAAGUCGAGAAAAACCCUUGGCUUUGAUUCAGAUUGAGGAGCAUGCAAUACAAGACUUAUUGGUUUACUAUGAGGCAUUUGGCAAUCCUGAGGAGUUUGUCGUUGUUGAAAGGACACCGCAGGGACCACUAGCAGUACCUAUGUGGAAUAAGCAUGGAUUCUAG
Molecule: messenger RNA, 4023 nt
Organism: Pipistrellus nathusii (Nathusius's pipistrelle)
Lineage: Eukaryota; Metazoa; Chordata; Mammalia; Chiroptera; Vespertilionidae
Source: the annotation of a GenBank genome assembly